Molecule: messenger RNA, 2209 nt
Organism: Folsomia candida
Lineage: Eukaryota; Metazoa; Arthropoda; Collembola; Entomobryomorpha; Isotomidae
Product: WD repeat domain phosphoinositide-interacting protein 4
Exons: 9
Coding region: 407-1444 (345 amino acids)
Biological process (GO): protein lipidation; protein localization to phagophore assembly site; nucleophagy
Cellular component (GO): phagophore assembly site membrane; extrinsic component of membrane; cytosol
Molecular function (GO): phosphatidylinositol-3,5-bisphosphate binding; phosphatidylinositol-3-phosphate binding; protein binding
Source: RefSeq, a predicted model, not a curated record
CACCAAACGAAACGCAGUUUAUUACAGAAAGGAACAAGAAAGGAACAAGAGAGAACAAGCAGCUUUAUUCAUUAUUAUUAGUGUAACUUAAUUUUUAACUAAACCUAAUUAGUUUAGUAAAUUAAAGUCGGUCAGAGUCGGUCAGAAUAUUUGCUCAUUCUUUUACUACUUUCGACGAGGGUCCGACGACGACAGUAAAAAAAUCGUAGUUUCUUUGUCUGUCGUCGUAACGGAUACAUAAACUAAACCAUAAUAAAGUUCAAAUUGGUCAGAGGAAUGAACGAAUGUUAAAUUUUGUUGAGGCUACGUCGACGACCAUAGUUUUUGUAUGUGAAGGAUGACCGAGGUUCGAAACGGAGUGUGAUUUGACGCCACUGCCACGACACGACACAAGAAUUGAUAAGCGAUGGGCUCCACCUCGUAUGAUAAGAAAAUCAUCAAUUUAAGAUUCAAUCAGGAUAAGAGUUGUUUUAUGUGCUGCAUGGAGAAUGGGUUAAGGAUUUAUCAUGUCGAACCUUUAGUAGAAAAAGUGCAUUAUGAUGAACAGAGCAUUGGGGGUGUUGGGUUUAGUGAGAUGGUCUAUAGAACAAACCUCUUUGCCAUCGUGAGUGGAGGUAGCCGUCCUAAAUACGCGGACAACUCGGCCCUCAUUUACGACGACUCAAAGAAAAAGACUGUGCUCGAGUUCACUUUUACACAGCCUGUCUUAUCUGUGCGAUGUCGAAGAGAUCGGCUCGUGGCCGUGUUGAAGAAUCGCAUUCAUAUCUUCUCAUUCCCCACGAAUCCGCAAAAGUUAUUUACAAUCGAGACGAGAAAUAAUCCGUUGGGUCUUUGUGAACUUUCCCCAGGAAGGCUCAAUCUACUAGUGUUUCCUGGGUCUAAGAUGGGAUCGCUGCAAUUAAUGAAUUUGGAUACAACCGAAGCUACCGUAUCCAGCAGUCCUGCAACAAUUAACGCACAUCAAGGAGAACUCGGCUGUAUCGCAAUUAAUCAAACGGGCUCGCUGGUAGCUACCGCAUCUGAUAAAGGAACGCUCAUCAGGGUUUUUGAUACUACCAAGAAAACUCUAUUAAAUGAACUUCGCCGUGGGUCGGACCCUGCCACGGUUUACUGCAUAAAUUUUAGUCUAGAUUCGGACUUUUUGUGUUGUUCCAGUGAUAAAGGAACUAUUCAUAUAUUUGCCCUGAAAGAUUCGCAUCUAAAUCGACGUUCAACAUUUUCUAAAAUUGGGUUCCUGGGAACGUAUGUAGAGUCGCAAUGGGCAUUAGCUAAUUUUACUGUGCCACCAGAAUGUGCCUGUAUUUGUGCAUUUACAUCCAACAGUUCCGUCAUAGCGGUAUGCAUGGAUGGUACGUUUCAUAAAUAUGUUUUCAACAUGGAUGGUCAAUGCAGUCGACUAUCUUACGAUGUCUUUCUCGAAGUGUGUGGCGAUGAUGAAUUUUAACUAACUCAACGGAUGACGACUUCUUGUACUUCUGAUGAGAUCCUUGUCGACUACUCAUAUACACAAAUCCUUAUUAUAUAGUUGUGUGACGUUUGAAAUUAUGUGCUUACCAAUCGCUGUUACUGAUUACGGUCAGUUAAAGACUUGUUUUAUCGCUAGCAUUUACAACUAAUACUUUUAUUAUAUUGCGUGGUUAUCAUUCAAUCUUAUUUGUAGUUCUAAUUGACCUUACGUUAUGUUAAAGACUUUGACUGCUUUCGAAAAAUUUGACUAGUUAUUGUUGGUUCUAUUUAUUAAGUUUUGUAAACUAUUUUAGUUCAUUAAUUAUAUGGCCAAAUGUUACGGAACAUGCGAUCGAAAUUUAUAUUAUUUGGGAUGUAUUUUGGACGAAAACGGAACUAGUUUUAUUUUUAAAUAUGAAUAUGGAAUUAUAAUUAGAUAUAUAAUGUUGGUAAACCUGCAUCGCCGCAAGCAGUCGACAUUAAUAGUCAUUAUCUGUGCAAAUUUCAAAGUACAUUCUAGUAUAAACUAAAUAAUGAAAAGUUUGUCGUGAUGAUAUGAUAUAUACGAUGUUAGUAAUAAUCUUGGUUCAAGAUACACAUUAUUAUUUUACAAAUAUCGCAACUCUAGUAUAAAUUAAUUACAAAUUUUCGUAGUGACGGAUAAGGAUUGUUUAGAUUAUCUUCUGCAAUAUUACGCAUUUAUCGGAAGUUUGUACUUUUGAUAUCAGUUUGUUCGAAUAAAUAAUUUCAUUGAUAAACAAAA